Pistacia vera is the source of this 1819-nucleotide messenger RNA. Its product is annotated as transmembrane protein 53-A. Bases 197 to 1384 code for a protein of 395 amino acids. Lineage: Eukaryota; Viridiplantae; Streptophyta; Magnoliopsida; Sapindales; Anacardiaceae. The transcript is spliced from 4 exons. The record is from RefSeq and is a predicted model, not a curated record.
GUUGACCGUCGGUAAUCCAUUCUAAUUUCUGAUUUUGGUUAACGUCUAUCAAAUGUUACUAUGACGGGUAGGCAAGACUCUACUGCCGGCUUAAUAUUCAUGUUACCGGCUACGGCUAGCUCUUUCUUUUUCGAUUUAGUCGAGGCAGUUUAAUUCUGAAUCACUAUAAACUCCUCUGCUUUCUUCAUUUCAAUCCAUGGAAGCUUCUGUUAGGCUCUUCAAUGUCUCCACUCUCAACCGUCGUCUCUUCUUCACCACUACUGCAAUCAAAUUCCCUCCAAAGCUUUCUGUAAACGACGUCGUUCCUCGACGCACCUUGUGCCACUCUCGUAUUUGUUCUUCAUCUUACCCCCUCAAUCCUAACCCCUUUAACCUCUUCCUCUCACUUUCUUCGUCUCAACACUUUAAUUACUCUCAACUUCCACCCAAUAAUAAAUUUAACCCCUUCUCCCACCCAAAAGACAUCGGUUUCAGAUGGCAUCUAGCUCCGAGGAGCGUGACUGACGGCGAAAAUGUAGCUCUCUUUGGGGACAAACAAAGGGUUGUUACGGUGGUCUUGUUAGGUUGGCUUGGAGCCAAACCCAAUCACUUAAGGAGAUAUGUAGAGUGGUACAAUUCGAUAGGAUUUAACGCAAUUACAUUCGUCAUUGACCCCGCUGAGGUGUUAUGGUUCGAUUUAGGACAUCGGGUUGAAAACCGUGUCUCCCAGUUGGCAAACGAGGUCGUUUCAUGGGUCUCAGAUAAGGAAGAAGAUGGUAGAGAUAGGUGUUUGGUUUUUCACACUUUUAGCAACACUGGUUGGUUUGUCUAUGGUUCCAUUAUUGAUGGUUUGCAGGAUAGGCAGGAGGUGAUGGACAAGAUCAAAGGAGUUAUUGUUGAUUCUGGUGCAGCUGAACCAUUUAAUCCUAAGGUCUGGGCGGCCGGAUUUGCUGCCGCUUUUCUGAAGAAACGUAGCUCUUCAGCAAACCCUAUAGUAGAGGUCGGAAAAGUCAAUGGAUUAGAAAGUGAAGUAAGUGCAUCCAAAGUGCAAGAAAAGGGGCCAGAAAUGAUAGAAAUUAUGCUGUUAUCAUUAUUGGAGAAGCUCUUCUCUUUUCUUUUGAAUUUGCCUGAUGUGAAUCGGAGAUUAACAAAGGUUGUUUCUGCUCUCAAAAAGAAUCAGCCAUCUUGUCCUCACCUUUACCUUUAUAGCACGGGUGAUAAGGUGGUACCAUUUAAGUCAGUAGAAUUGCAUAUUGAAGAGCAGAGGAAGAUGGGAAGAAAGGUGUUUUCCUUAAACUUUGGGUUGUCUUCGCAUGUAGAUCACUUUCGGACUUUCCCCAGCAGAUAUUUAUCAGAGCUCCGUAAUUUCUUGAAAGAGUGUUUUACAACUGUAAAGCAGAAGUGAAUCCUGCAAAUGCAGAUUACUGGGUAUAGAUUUUUAAUUAUAAUUUCUUCCACUGCUACUGGGUGGCAGUGAGACAUGUUGUAGUAAGAUCACUAGGAAAUAUAUGUGAAGUAAAUCAAUCAUCUUCCAAUAAUGUUGUGGGAACCAACACUAAUUUUCUUUUGAAAAUGGAAAAAGUAAAAUAAAAAUAAAAAUUCUUGCUUAUAUUCUGAACCUACUUCAGUCAAUUUAGUCUCCACUGUGGAAAUGGUGCAGAAGGUUGUUGUUAAAGGAAUAGUUAAGCGGGUGGGAAUUUGAACUGUUGAACUGUCCGAUGGGCUUUAUGGUUUGUAUUGGAUGUAGAAUGUAGGACCAGUUCUUAGUGGUUGGAAUAAUGCCCUGCGGAUUGGAUACAAAGAAUUUAAGGAUCUUGUAAGUUGUUAUUCUGAUUAUUAA